This is a messenger RNA of Paralichthys olivaceus (Japanese flounder), 4955 nucleotides long. RefSeq names its product SAC1 like phosphatidylinositide phosphatase a (gene sacm1la). The record is from RefSeq and is a predicted model, not a curated record. Gene Ontology annotation, biological process: phosphatidylinositol dephosphorylation. Gene Ontology annotation, molecular function: phosphatidylinositol-4-phosphate phosphatase activity. Gene Ontology annotation, cellular component: endoplasmic reticulum. Lineage: Eukaryota; Metazoa; Chordata; Actinopteri; Pleuronectiformes; Paralichthyidae.
UUAUGAGGAGCUACGCCCUCUCCGGGUUCUGCCCCUUGGAUCUGGCAACACUCACAGCGCCCACAGUGUCGUCACUGAGGUCAGGUAAACGGAGCGAAAAUGGCGACCGCCUACGAAAGAUACAAUUUGCACACAACUCCAGAGAAGUUCUUCAUUGAAGCCUGUGAUGAGGGGGCUGAUGCUGUGCUGGCAAUUGACAGGGUUUCAAAUGAGAUGACCCUUACAGGUAAAAAGGAUGUCCCUCCCUCGGCAGUCACCAAGCCUAUAUGUGGCAUCAUGGGAACCAUUCGCCUGGUAGCAGGGAUGUACCUGAUCGUUAUCACCAGGAAGAGGAAUGUGGGCAGCCUCCUGGGCCACGCAGUGUGGAAGGCUGUGGAUUUUGACGUGAUCUCUUACAAGAAGACAGUGCUACACCUCUCCGAGAUCCAGUCUCAAGAGAAUAAGACCUUCCUGUCAAUGAUUAACAAUGUGCUGACUACAGACGGAUUCUACUUCUGCACUGACUACGACCUGACACACACUCUGCAACGGCUGGCCAACACUAGCCCCGACUUCCAGGAGAUGAGUCUACUGGAGAGGGCAGACCAGAGGUUUGUGUGGAACGGGAACCUGCUGAGAGAACUGGCUGCACAGCCAGAGCUUCAUAAGUUUGCACUUACUGUUGUCCAUGGAUUCAUUGUCAUGAAGCCAUGUCGUAUAAACGGGAAGAUCUUUGAGUGGAUCCUCAUAUCCAGAAGGAGCUGCUUCCGGGCCGGUGUCAGAUACUACGUAAGAGGUAUUGACUCUGAAGGCCAUGCUGCUAACUUCGUGGAGACAGAGCAAAUCGUUUUGUAUGAGGGAGCAAAGGCUUCGUUUGUACAGACACGAGGUUCCAUGCCCUUUUACUGGAGUCAGAGGCCAAACCUCAAAUACAAGCCUAAACCUAUCAUCAGCAAAGCCACCAAUCGCAUGGAUGGUUUCCAGAGGCAUUUUGAGUCUCAGCUCCUCAUCUACGGGAAGCAAACCAUUCUCAACCUGGUGAAUCAGAAGGGCUCAGAGAAGCCACUAGAACAGGCCUUUGCCAACAUGGUGUCAGUCAUGAACAAUGGUAUGCUCAAUUACAUCGCCUUCGACUUCCACAAAGAGUGCAGCCAUAUGCGGUGGGACCGUCUGCAGAUCUUGGUAGAAACUGUCACUGAGACACAGGAUGAAUACAGCUACUUCAUGGUGAGCUCAGAGGGGAAGACUGUGGCCCAGCAGAGAGGAGUCUUCCGCAGUAACUGCAUGGACUGCCUGGACCGGACCAAUGUCAUCCAGAGUCUGCUGGCCCGGCGCUCCCUACAGUCGCAGCUCCAGAGAAUGGGGGUUCUGAAUGUGGGCCAGCAAAUAGAAGAGCAGGCUGAGUUUGAAAAGAUCUACAAGAAUGCAUGGGCUGACAAUGCCAAUGCUUGUGCAGUUCAGUACGCAGGAACUGGAGCCUUGAAAACAGACUUCACAAGGACAGGGAAGAGGACGAGAUUGGGGCUGCUGAUGGAUGGCUGGAACUCCAUGAUCCGCUACUACAAAAACAACUUUUCUGAUGGAUUCAGACAGGAUUCCAUUGAUCUGUUUCUGGGUAACUUUGCUGUCGAUGAGUCAGAUGGACCCACUCCCCUUCGUGUGCAGAAGGACUGGAAGUUCCUCACGCUGCCCAUCAUUAUGCUGGUUGCAUUUUCCAUGUGCAUCGUGUGUCUUCUCAUGGCUGGUGACACAUGGACAGAAACGCUGGCAUAUGUGAUGUUCUGGGGGGCUGCUAGUGCCAUUACAGCCACUAGCAUUUUGUUUAAUGGCCAAGACUUUGUGGACGCCCCCAAACUGGUUCACAAGGAGAAGAUGGACUGAGCGACGGUGUGCGCUUGUGUGUAUAAGGAGCACCUGGGUCCAGCAGACUCAUAUACCUCGUCAUCGUCACCAUCUACUACCCCACGUCUGGUAUCUAGACCCAUUUGCUGCCUCCACACUGCCCUGCAGACUUUCUCAUCCGCAACUGUUUCUCUGUCAUUUCUCAACUGGUUAUCUUCAGUGGUACUGCACACACUCCUUUACAUGGUUUACAUUCCUCAUACUGUGUCUUUAGGUUGCUGCUUCUUUGGGGUUCACUUUGUUCCAUAGGGUCUAUGAUGGGAGUAAGCUAUCUGACUACUGCUCAUUUUGUAUUUGUUAACCAUUUUUAACAACAAUUUGUAGAAGAGGAUCAAGGCCAUGUGAAUAUUUUCACUUUUUAGUAAAAUGGUGAAAAUGGUCUGUAUUCAUACAGCGCUUUUCUGGUCUUGAUGAACACUCAAAGCGCUUUACAGCACAAGAAGAAUAAAAACACUUCUAUUCUGACUCUGAACUCAUAAUUGAGAUUAAACUCAACUAAGUUAUGAAACUAAAGUCAGUCCCAAAAUGUUUUCACACUGCCCUAAUCCUAUUUUCUAUUGCGCUUCAUUUCAUGGGUUUUAGUUAAAAGCCCUCCACACCCAUCCAGGCCUUUCAGUUAGUCUGGCGGAUCAAGCCUCCAGAUAAAAUGCUACAAUGUCGAUGUGGUGUUGAAAACCAAAUCCAAAAGAAUAAAUGAAAAUAAAAAUGAAAUAUGAAUGUUUAUUCAGAUAGCAACAUUAAGAAUACAGUUACAAGGAGUGUAAAUAUCAAAUCUAAAAUACAAACUGACUCCAUGUCAAAGGAUGGAAAAUCAAAACGGUUAAGAGGUUGGUAGUAACUCAGAGUUGGAUGUAAAUUGUUCAUUUUUAAAUGAUUGAUUAUUGUAGCUUUAAAGAUAUUCAACGUAAUUGAUUAUAUUCAUCACAACAGAUGAUUGUUCCCCUCAAUGUCAAUGGACCAUCAGACAUGUGGCACUUAAAAUGCACAUACAGAAAAAUAUAUGUUGUACCUCAUUAAUGAAUGGAGCAUAAUAACAGAGUAUGACGAUGAUGCUCUAACAUCUUGUUCUUAUUCUACCACGAACUGUGCUGCCUGCGGACAGCUCAAUGAUUUAUCCACUUGCAUGGAGAGUUAAUACACAGGAGUGUCUUGUUGUUGUUUUUAGCCAGGAUUCAGACGUCUACAUCUCAGCACACAUCAUCAAUUCGUUCAGUGAUUCAAAAAGGUCUUCUCACGUUUUUUCUUUGUUAAAAGUGGUUAAAGAAGCAAUUGAUCAUAUAGAACUUUGUUUGAAGAAUUCCAAAUUCUCUAUUUAGCUACUUAUCCAUAAAGAUUUCAGCAGAAAACGGUCAGAACAUAUUUGACAGUCAUGGAAGAGGUCGACAGACAUGCAGGUUGUGAUAAGUCCAGAGCUCGGUUCUAGUCACUUUUCCUUGAUUGGCUAGACAAACUUCCUUUGCUUUUAGAGACUGGUGCCACAGUUUUGAGGAUAACUGAAAAUGAAGUUACAUUGAUAAAAUAGUUUUAUAUAUGCUGUCUACCACAGUGUCUUUUUUAAAACUUAAUCACCAGGGGGGAGCUAGAGUCACAUCAUACACAUUGCAGCUUUAACUCUGAUUUUAUCCCAAGUUAUCAGGUGAAGCUCUGUGGUCAUCAGGACGCUCAAGUGGUGUUUUAGAAGAGAGCAGUCUAAGGUGAAAGGAAGAAGGCCUGCACAUAACGUUGUUGCUAUGACCACGGUUACAUGGCUUUAUAUUACAAGAUCCUUCAUUGUCUAGUCAUCCUUGUAAAGUUGUAGUAGUAUCACAUGAGCUGCUGUAUGUAGAGAGUGGUAGGUAAUUAUACUAAAGUCAGAGCAGAUUAGUUUAUCUUGAGAUAACGAUUUACAAUAAUUACUCUGAGUUCUCAGACAUAAAAACCUAGAAGUUAGCAUUCAGGGUCAGGCCUCCAUAUUCAACCACGUUUUCCUGUCAUUCAGUUUCCUGUUUCAUCACAGAUGUCUGGUUUGACUCUCCAAUUUAGUUUAUCACGUGGAGCUCCUGUCUUCUAUCACUGCCUUACACCUGCUGCUCAGUGCAGGCGACGCAGACAUUUAAACCUUUCAUAUUAUCAAGAUGUGGAUGGGCUUUGAAACCGCCCCCUCCGCUGUUGACAGGUUUACUAUCUCCUCGGUCUGUGUGUGAUCCACAUACAAGCUGUGUGUGUUGAAUCAACUCAAACAUUCACAUACAUCAGACAAAGUCAAGGAGGUUUAUUUUGGUAAUCUUAUAUGAAAUCAUUUGUAUACAAUGACCCACUUUGCUUACUAUGGUUUUCAUUAUAAUGUACUUGUUUGUUUAGUUGUUGUGGGCCUUGAAUUAGGAUUUAUUUCUAUAAAAAAAUUUUGCCAAACUACUUUUCACAAGCUCCAGAAUGAAAGUUCAGUAUCAUAUGCAUAUCUCAGUGCAGGAGAAAUCUGUCUCAAGGACAUGUCCUUGAAAUAUUUGUACAAUUAAAAUGAGAUUUGUAUUACAACUGAUGUAUUGGUUCAAGACUUGGGCAGUCAGCACCUUAUUGUCAAAUUGGAAUUGUACCCUAAAAUGAUUAUACUGAGAAAACAUCACCAUGUGCAGCUGCAGAUGUAGCCUGAAUGUCACACAGUGAGACACUUCACUGUGGUUUUCUCUUGGAUGUGAUGAUUCUAUCUCUACUUAUGUUUUACAUCUAAACCUGAAUCAGUAAUUGAUCAUUUAGAGGCAGGCCUUUAUUUUGUUUCCAAAUUUACAGUUUGUGUUACAAGUUUGUUAAUGAGGUCACAACCCUGUGCAUGACGGCUGAUGAUAUUUUUAUAUCUGCAGGUUGAUCAUUGUCACGUAUUACAAACACUUGGGUUAUAUAGGUAUAAAUGUAUCAACUUAACAGUAAACAAUAUUUAAAAAAUCUUCCGAAGUAUUUGAAGCGAGAAUCAGUUGUUUAGUUUGCUGUGGAACAUGUAAAUGAUUUUGUGUUUCUCCUUAGCACUUUUCAAUGCCCUCUUUCCAGAGGCUUACUUCAACCAGUUGUUUCUGUGAUUGUCAAUAAACUUCAGUUAAUAC